This is a messenger RNA of Nylanderia fulva, 4305 nucleotides long. RefSeq names its product integrin alpha-9. Gene Ontology annotation, biological process: cell adhesion mediated by integrin; cell-matrix adhesion; cell-cell adhesion. Gene Ontology annotation, cellular component: integrin complex; external side of plasma membrane. NCBI's taxonomy places the organism in Eukaryota, Metazoa, Arthropoda, Insecta, Hymenoptera, Formicidae. The record is from RefSeq and is a predicted model, not a curated record. Gene Ontology annotation, molecular function: integrin binding.
AUCUAAGAAUUUUUAGCGUGUGCUUUCUCGCCUCUGACGUCACAAUUCCACCUGAUCGGCGAGGAGCCUUAAUUUCGAUAAAAUUCCGAGAAAAUUAUUUUCUCAUAUUUAUUUUUUUUCUCUUUCAAGAGAGAGAUGGGAAAUUUUUAUCGCGACCGGAAGGUCUACGAGGAAAUAUUGUAUUACAUUUUUUUUCCUUUCUACGCAGUAACAUUUCCCUAAAUUUUGUUGCGUUCCGACGUGUUCAUAAGUCAAGUCACUGGUAGAAUAAAAAAAGGAAAAAAAAACGAAAUCGACGUCGUCGUUUGGUACCGUUUCCCCGUAUAUCUCGUCCCGUAUAAUGCCAUGUGUGACUGUCAGUGCUUGAUCUAAGUAAUAUCUAUAUAAGGACACAGUCGCCAAUUAUAUAUAUAUAUAUAUAUAUAUAUAUAUAUAUAUAUAUAUAUAUAUUGCGAGGUGAAAAGACAUUUCGCGAAUCUAUGCGGCAAUGCAAUAAAUUGCAUGUGAAGUGUCGAAGCGAAUUAACACGCACCCCGCAUUUUAGCUUUAAGAGCAUUUUGCGACUCCGGUUUGUGCGAUGUGGAAAGUAAUUUAAAAAAAAGUAAUAAAUUGAUAUAUACAUUUUUUCCUAUGUGUUGAAGAUUCGAAAGAGGGGAAAAAAGAGGAAGAAUUAUACUGUAACUGUAUAUUACAUUAUUUAAUCUUGCGCAUUUAUAUACAUCUUUAUUAACUGAUUACGAAUAAACGAGAAGAGAGAAAAAGAUAGUCGGAACCUACGUGCGAUUUUUUCAUUAUUAUACUCUACGAAGGAGUUCCCUUACGUUUUUUGCUUCUCUCUCGGAAUUAAACGUUACGUUAUGGAUAAGUGACUAAUGCGAAAUGAUGUCAUAUAUCAUAAUUGCGGUAUUCGAGGAAACCACAUCCGGCGGCAGGAAACAAGUCAGUCGAUUAAUCAGUCAGUCAGUUUUCUUACGGAUCACGCGAAGGAUAUCCUUCCUCAAUAAUAUGUUACGAUUUUUGAGCCUCAUCAUCGUCAUGAUGAUGACCGCGCGACACAAUCUGUCAGCAUAUAAUAUUAAUACGCUCGAUGUGAAGGUGUACAAUGAUCCUGCGCGUGCAUCCUCGGAAUUAUUCGCUCGUCGAAGUUACUUCGGCUACUCGGUGGCUCUUUAUACAAGCGCCGAGGAAGCUUUUUUGCUCGUCGGAGCCCCGCGAGCGAACUCCAGCGUGUUGCUGUUCGUGACCGAGCCGGGUGCGGUCUUCAGGUGCGGAAUGAACGGCGUCUGCAAGGAAUGGGCGCUCGACAGGACCGGAAACGGUCCGCGUCCUCGUGAGAGACUGAUCAAUCAGAUAAAAAAUAACGCUUGGAUCGGCGCGACUAUCGCCGUAGAGAAUAAGACCGAGCCUAGAGUUGUGGUUUGCGGACCGCGAUGGAUAAACAAUAUCGUGAACGCUAACAGGCCCAAUUGGUUCAUGAAUGGUAUUUGCUAUGCGACACGUGCCAUCAACGCUGAUGCAUUCGAGCGAGAAGCUGAAGAGCGAAUAUUACCGCUUUCGAACUCCGAAAGUCAGAUUACAUCCAAAAACGACAUAGGCAUUUAUAACUACGGGAUGAGCCAAAUUGGCUUCUCCUUGCACAUGAACACUCUGAGAUAUGAUGUGAAUGUCGUGUUGGGUGCUCCAGGUAUAUAUAACUGGAAAGGCGAUGCGGUAUUAACUACCGCCUCGAUAAACGACGAGACAUUUUCGCGGACAAUAAUUCCUUCACCAGCUAAAGAACAACAGGUUCACAGUUAUAAUUAUCUAGGAUACGCUGUAACAGCUGGUAACUACUUCAACGAACGAGACAUCUGGUACGCCAGCAGCGCGCCGAGAAGCGCUGAUAUAUACGGGAAGAUUCUCGUGUUCGCCUUUCCUCCUAAAACUAAUCAACGUAUGUUCAUUAAGACGGUACUGCAUGGUCAGCGAUACGGCGAAUAUUUCGGCGCCUCGUUAGCGUCGUGCGACGUCAACAAUGAUCGCAGACACGAGUUGAUCGUCGGCGCACCGCAGUGGUCCAGGGACAUAGACGAGGGCCUCGUCUACAUCUUUACAGGACGACGCAAUGACAAUCUCGAAGAAUUGCAGACACUCGAGGGAGAGAUCAUCGGCGGCAGAUUCGGCUCCACCCUGGCGUGUCUAGGUGACAUCGACCACGACGGCUAUGGCGACCUCGCCGUGGGUGCACCCUACGAGGACGAGAGCGGAGGCGCGGUUUACAUAUUCAACGGGAACAGAGACGGCGUCUCCCGCAAGCCUAGCCAGAGACUGAUCGGCAGGAGAUUCUCGCCGACGAUGCGCGGAUUCGGUAUCUCCAUCUCGGAACCUCGAGACAUCGACCGGAACAACUAUCCCGACAUCGCCGUGGGUGCUUAUCUGUCCGGCGAAGUGGUCCUGCUGAGAUCCGCGCCGGUUGUCACGAUCAACGUGACGUUGACGUAUCCGCAGAUCAGGUUGCUGCAAAACGCAACGUCCUUCGUCAUCAGCCUCUGGAUGUCCUACGAGGGCACAUACGUACCUGAGUAUCUGCGAGCCAUCGCAAUCCUGAAGGUCGAUGAAUUACAUGGCAGAGCCAGGUAUCGCGCGCAAAAAAGCAGCACAGAUGAACCACAGACUUACAAGCUGCAUUACACGCUGCUUAAAGCUACGGUCGCGCGUAUUUCACUUGAGAUACAUCUCACGGAGAACAUUCGAAACGUCAUAGACCCGCUGGAAGUAUCGGUGUCCCUGCAACUGGAGGACGAUCUCGACGCGAAGAGAAACGAAAGCUCAUCAUCAUCAUCUAGCGUGGUGAUAAACCGGCCUCGCUCGAAGCUCGACGAUCUCGUGAAGCUCCCGUUCGCCAUGGACUGCGGCGAGGAUAACGUGUGCGUGUCCGAUCUUCGGGUUGUGUUGUCGACCGACUCGAUUCGGGGGGAUAACAGGUACAUCAUCGGCUCCACGUCGACCAUCACGUUGCGCGUCGACGCUUACAAUCGCGGCGAACUGGCGUAUCAGACCAAGGUGCACAUCUUCGCCGAGGUCCUGCCGUUAGCCAGCAUCCCGCCCGAGUGUAUCGAGAACCCCCGCGAUAAUGUUCUGGAAGUGAUCUGCGACAUCGGCAAUCCCCUGAAAACCAACAAAACAUUAACGCUGCAACUAGACACGAGUACGGUAAAAUAUGACGUUAGAGAAGUGAAACUAUGGGCGAAUAUCAGCACUCAGAGCGACGAGGCGAAUUGGGAUGACAAUAGUUACGCAAUCACGGUGUACUUCGACGUGGACAUUGAUAUAGCAAUCGCCGGAAAAGCACAGGAGAACUUGUACUCGUACUUACGCGAAGAAAGCAAAGGGAAGCCGCUAAACAGCGUCAUGUUCCAGCACUUUUAUGAGGUCCAAAAAUUCGGCGCCAGUCCCAUCGAGGAGGCCGUGUUGACGGUGAAAAUUCCGACGCACAUUCUACGGUCGCACGAUAGCGAAGUUAUAGCAAUCGUCAGUAUCAACGACACUAUUGGCAGAAUGGAUGCGUAUCAAUUUGAUUGCGAUUCGAACGAAACCGAUGAAGGGUCGCUCUCAGUCGCUUCUAAAGAAAUGGAUAACGUCCUGAUCAGGGCUGAAAGUAACACUCACGCAAAAUUCAGCAUCGAGGAGGAUGACACUCCAAUGAACGUACCGUCUGAGAACAGAACGCUCUUCAUCAACUGUUCCUCAUCAAAUAGCGCGAUUAAAUGCACGCAAAUUGAUUGCAGACUGGGGCCUUUCCUAAGUUCCUUGUCCGUUGCCAAGUUUUUGGUGACGCUGAAUUUACAACUGUCUAACUUUCCUGAUGACUUGAUGAAGGGCAAAGAUAUCAUAUUUUACGUGACUGAGGGUAGCGUGAUGAUAACGCAACCUUACAAUAUUGCUCAAAGAGAAGGUCACAAGCCGGAUACCGUUUCGGUUGCCACAACUUUUUUGGGCUCGCCGAUCGCCCAGCGAAUAGCCGUGUGGAUAAUAGCGCUUUCAGUAAUUCUGGGAAUUGCAUUGCUGAUACUGUUAAUUCUGGGUUUAAUCAAGAUCGGCUUCUUUAACAGAAAAAAGAAGAUGGAACUUGAAGCGCUGAAAGCCGAAACUGAUAAAAAAUAUAACGUGGUUCUGGAAACAACAUCUUCGACGGAAGUUCUUGAUCGUGAUUGAACAGACUUCUACAAUUUGAAUUAAGAUCGAUUGGUUAAGAUAAGGUUCAACCUGCUGUUGACUGAAUGUACAUGAUUAAUAUAAUUAUAAUAUAUAUACAACUUAAUAUAU